CGAAUCGACCACCUCUCCCGUCUCCCCACCAACUCCACCUGUUUCGACUGCCAUACCCCCUCCCCACGCUGGGCCUCUAUAGCCUUGCAGGGCCAGCCUACGUGCAUCUUCCUCUGCAUCGCCUGUUCCGGGAUGCACCGCUCCCUGGGGGUGGCGGUGAGUCGGGUCAAGAGCGUGGAUCUGGAUGCGUGGAGCGAGGAGCAGGUCACGGUGGCCGAGAUGUGUGGGGGAAAU
Molecule: messenger RNA, 234 nt
Organism: Jaminaea rosea
Lineage: Eukaryota; Fungi; Basidiomycota; Exobasidiomycetes; Microstromatales
Product: Arf GTPase activating protein
Exons: 1
Molecular function (GO): GTPase activator activity
Source: RefSeq, a predicted model, not a curated record